This is a messenger RNA of Aspergillus thermomutatus, 1002 nucleotides long. RefSeq lists its product as uncharacterized. The coding region runs from base 1 to 1002 and encodes 333 amino acids. The transcript has 3 exons. The record is from RefSeq and is a predicted model, not a curated record. NCBI's taxonomy places the organism in Eukaryota, Fungi, Ascomycota, Eurotiomycetes, Eurotiales, Aspergillaceae. Gene Ontology annotation, molecular function: O-methyltransferase activity.
AUGUCUCAACACACCGAUCAAAUCAGCCAGAUGCUGAGCCUGGUAGAGUGCAUAACACAGGAGGCUCAAUCGCUUCGUACACACUCUUCUCAGCAGGACAGUUUCCUGGGUGACAAGUUCCAGAGGAUCAUCACCGCUUGCAAUGAACUGUCAGCCUGUCUGACCAUGCCCGAACUUUGGAUGACAAAAAUUGCCAUGGGCUAUAGUACAAGUGUUGCAAUAUCUCUGGCCCUGGAAAUGAAUCUCCACCAACAUAUACAAAUCAAUAUCCCCACAUCACUAGAUACCCUGGUUCAACACACGGGAGGCUCGAAGAAGCUCAUCACUUCUCGGACGUUUUACGACUACAUCCGCGAAAUUGAUACCAUCCGUGGUGCGCGUUUUGAUACCGCGAUGGAGGCCACUGCCUUAGAUCCGAGUCUCGAGAUGACCUACCCCUUUGCCAGCUUGAGCCAUGGCGCAGUGGUCGUGGAUGUAGGAGGAGGAAGAGGCCAUCACUGUCGGCGAUUGAUGCGGCAAUUCCGCCAUAUACAAUUCAUUGUUCAGGACCACGAGGAUGCCGUCAAAAAUCUAAGUCCAAUCGAUGAGGCUGGGGAUGAGCAUCGGAUCAGCUGGCAAGGCCACAACUUUUUUGACCCCCAGCCGGUGAAAGGGGCUGAUGUCUACCUGUUGAACUCAGUGCUUAUGGAUCAUCAUGAUAAGUGCAGGGCAUGCAAGAUUAUCCUGAGGAAUAUUGCCAAUGCAAUGGUGCCGGGCCAUUCCACUUGCUUGGUGAGUGACGGAAUUGAGCCCGAGAAUGAACUCUCUCCGCUAUUCAGCGCCCACCAGCUGCAUAUGAUUUCCAUCCUCAGCCGCGCUUAUCGAUCCCAGUCCGAUUGGGAAAAGCUGUUUCAUGAAGCCGAUGAAAGAUUACUAUUUGAGAAGAUCUUUAGCUCCGGAACAGGAAAGGUCAUUUACGCUCUAAGACUGAGGGAAACUGAUCCUGUGCGUCUAUCUGGAUGA